CGAUAACUCUGAACUAUCUUUGAAGCAAGCUUUUCGUUACGUACCUUGUACGUUUCAUGAAGCAUGAAACGCCAACAGUAAUGGAAAAAGGAUCCCUUCUUGUUUGCCCCAAAGCCAUCCAUUUCAUUUCCUUCAACCUCUUUCUUCUUCAUAGGAAGCCCUCGUCAAUCAACUUUUACAGCAUGGUUAUUGAUUAUAUAUAUAAUUCCAUCUUCUUCUUCAACACUCAAAUCUCUGCACUCUCAAAAAAACUCCAAUAAUAUAAUCUAUGGAUAUGAGAGGCCGUCCUCGUGUUGUCGUCAAUGGCGUUCAAAGAACCAGAACCUUCCACUACUUCUGGUGCCAAACAUGCCAGCGCGCCGUCAGAAUCCCCUCCUCUGCAAACCCUAAUUUCUCUUCCUGCCCCUUUUGCUCCCAUCAAUUACACCUCGAACUCGAUAUCACCAGGCCCAGCCUUCUCAUGAAUACUCCUCCUAAUUUACAGCCUUCACCUAUUCCUCUAUUAAUGAGAGAGCGAAACGCUCGAUUGAAUCGAACAGUUCAAAGGUUUGAAGAAACCGAACAAGGACCGAAUUCUCAGACCUGGAUCACUCUCCGAUUUGCGAGACCAGCUCGUCCACAAAGGCACAUUCCGGGAGCCCCUGACGACAACAGUCCACCUCCGGCCGAGGAUUCCGCCAUCGAAGGAUUGCCGACGGUAAAAGUCACAGAAGCACAAUUAACGAGCGAUCCGAAUUGCGCGAUUUGCAAAGACGAAUUUCAGCUUGAAAUGGAAGUGAAAGAGUUACCGUGCAAGCAUUUCUAUCAUUCGGAUUGCAUUACGCCUUGGCUUCGCACGCACAAUACCUGUCCCAUUUGCCGCCAUGAGAUGCCAAGCGCUUCAUCAUCAUCAUCAUUUUACAAUUAUCGUGAAGAUUUCUCGCAUUUUGAUUAUCGAUAUGGUUUUAGGUUUGAAGAAGCUACACAGGGAUUGAAUUGGAUAUGGAGCCAGCUUGUUUCUUUACGACCUGUGCGCGCAGUUAUGGAAUGGACUCAGAGAUAUUUGUUUGAUUUUCAUGAAAAUGAUGAUCGACGAGGAGGUGGUCCGUGGUGGCGAUCAUUGCUGAUCAUAUAGUUUUAGAUAUCAUCUGACCUCAUGCUGUAAACUCAUUUCAUAUUAUUGUGGCUGCAAUCAACAAGUUGAAGCAGCUGUUGAGGCAAUCAGUUUUAGGGUUUGGGAAAUGCAAGAUGCAGUUAUAGCCUCAUAAGAAGUUGAUUGAGGAAAGCAGAACACAGGGAACACAAAUUUCAAGGCUACAAAAGUUUAGGCAUAACUCAUAAUAUCAUAACUGUUGCUGAUAUGGAGAAGGGAAAAGAUACUGUACAUUCAACCUACAUAGGCACAUUAUACCCAGACAUUAUUUUAUACAAAACACACUUAAUUAGUUUGCUGUAUUCUAUUAUAUUCUUUUCCAUUUUAUUAUCUACCAUUUUUAUACAAAAUUUACCUUCCUUUCA
Prosopis cineraria is the source of this 1497-nucleotide messenger RNA. RefSeq names its product E3 ubiquitin-protein ligase RING1-like. The coding region runs from base 269 to 1114 and encodes 281 amino acids. Lineage: Eukaryota; Viridiplantae; Streptophyta; Magnoliopsida; Fabales; Fabaceae. Gene Ontology annotation, molecular function: ubiquitin protein ligase activity. Gene Ontology annotation, biological process: protein ubiquitination. The transcript has 3 exons. The record is from RefSeq and is a predicted model, not a curated record. Gene Ontology annotation, cellular component: cytoplasm.